GCAGCGGGGUUGGGCAGCCGGCGGCUGCCGCGGCGCCGGAGCGCCCUCCUGGGCCGGCGGCGGGGCCAUGGCGCGGAGCCUCGGGGGCUGGCUGGGCGGCUGCCUGCUGGCGUCAGCAUUGGGAAUUGUGCCUCCUCCUGAAAAUGUCAGAAUGAACUCAGUUAAUUUCAAGAACGUUCUACAGUGGAAGCCACCUGCUUUUCACAAAAGGAAUCUGACUUACACAGCGCAGUACCAAAGCUAUCGGGGAUUCCAAGAUACAUGCAAGAGUACAGCCCUGACGGAAUGUGACUUCUCAGGUCUUUCCAAAUAUGGUGACCACACCUUGCGAGUCAGGUCUGAAUUUGCGGAUGAGCACUCAGACUGGGUCAACAUCACCUUCUGUCCUGUGGAUGAGACCAUUAUUGGACCUCCUGGAAUACAAGUAGAAACACUUGCUGAUUCUGUACAUAUGCGUUUCUUAGCCCCCAAAAUUGAAAAUGAACCUGAAACAUGGACCAUGAAGAAUAUUUAUAACUCAUGGGCUUAUAAUGUGCAAUAUUGGAAAAAUGGCACUGAUGAAAAGUUUCAGAUUACUUCCCAGUAUGAUUUUGAAGUACUAAGAAAUCUGGAGCCGUGGACAACAUACUGCAUUCAAGUUCAAGGAUUUCUUCCUGAUAGGAACAAAACUGGGGAAUGGAGUGAGCCUGUCUGUGAGCAAACAACCAAUGAUGAAACGACCCCCUCCUGGAUUGUCGCUGUGGUCCUCAUAGCCUCAGUGUUCGUGGUCUUCCUGCUGCUCCUUGGCUGCUUCGCCUUGAUGUGGUGCAUUUAUAAGAAGACGAAGUACGCCUUCUCACCUGGGAAUUCUCUACCACAGCACCUGAAAGAGUUUUUGGGCCACCCCCAUCACAGCACGCUGCUGUUUUUCUCCUUCCCACCCUCCGACGAGAAUGACGUUUUUGACAAACUGAGUGUCAUUACAGAAGACUUUGAGAGCAGCCAGCAGAGUCACAGCGACGACCGCAGCCUUGGGCUCCCACCUCAGCAGGGACCCCCAGAGCUGAUCCUGGAGGGGGAAACACCCUGCCCUGGGCAAAGGGACCCCCCAGUCCUCACAUCUGCCUUGGAGGAUGAGCAGAACAUCACCCAAGGGCCGAUACCAACUGCGCAAACCCCAAAUUGACAGCCCUCAGACUCUGGACUCAUCUGAACAACCCAAAGAGCUUUAUUUUUUAAUAAGGCUCAUUUUGCAAAUAUACUCCAUCUUGGGAACGCGCUGCUUUAUAAAGACUUUAGCUACUAUAGAAAGUAGUUGGCCUUUGAGGGUAUAAUUUUCAGUCACUUCUCUUAUGCUUACUUGAAUGAGGGGCAAGAGAAACAGAAAUAUAACAAGGAAUAGAGACUAAGACGGUGCAAAAUCCUUUCAGACUUCUGAGAGACAGAUCGGAAAAACCAUCUCAACUCCAAAGCAGUCAGCACGCCGUAGAGACACAAACUGUUUUGAUUCUCAGGGAUGCUUUUACUGGAUUUAUUUUUCUACCUGUCUAUGUUUUGUAUUACUUCCAGUGCUCUAUUAAUUUUUACUGUCUAACCUGUACGUGUUAAUGAUAACUAAAUUUGUAUAACUGUCAGAUAUUUAAUAAGGCUCCAGUUUGCCUUUUUUGUUGUCCACUCACUGAAUAGGUAUUUCUUAAUCCCUGCCCCUGUUGACCAGGCACUGUCCUAGGUGCAGGGUCCUAAAAUCUUCUGGGAGCAACUCAGUCUAGGCAACUCCCAAGAACAGAAAAGCCCUGGGCUUUCAGUUCCAACUCGGACACUUACCAGCUUAAGACCUCUUGGUUUUCUCAUCUGUAAAUGACGAUGUUAAGGCCUGAGGAUUAGCAAGACUACCAAAAAAAUGCUUGCCAUAGUGCCAGCACUUAGUUGGCUAACACAGGCAGCUCUUCUUACCAGCAGCCCCAUCUCAUGGUUGUGACUUAACUCCACAAUCUUAGGUCAGCAAGAAAUGUCCGUUCCUCUUCGCCUGAUUGCCCAAUAAAGCAGAUUUGCCCAAUAAAGCAGAUUCAUCGAAGUUUAACGUUUUUGAAAUGAAUCACCAUGUGGUUUUGGGAGGAGAUCAGAAGUCUGAUGGACUUUUUUAUAUUCAAUUUACCAUUACAGAUUUUUAAAUCAUUUUCCAGUAACAUACUGGAAGGGAGUGAUCAGCAUAUUUUAGCUCUUUGUGCCUCUAAAGGUCUCACUCUGGUCCAGGGCUCGUCCUAUAAGACGAGAAAAAUUAGUCUAUUCCCCAGAUAAGCUUUUCCUCCCUGAAUGUGGGGUUAACAGAAGGGCUGUCUUAAGUUCUACACUCCAUGGAUGCAUCUGGUUUGGGAGAGAAGAAAAAGAGAUAGCCCAUUAUGAAUCCUGUCCCAACAGUGGGCAUUUGACGCUCCUGUUGCCUGCUUGCAUCUGAAUCUCCUCCAUAUGUUUGAGGAAUCUCCUCCCUCCCAAGUGAGAGCUCCUCUCCCACUUGAUUUUUUUUUUUUCUUCUCUCACUUUAGAGGCUCAAAAUCCACAUCAUUAUUUUCCCAGCCUCCUUGCUGCUAAGAUAUAGGCACACAACCCACACCCCUACCCCAGGCUUUGAUCAGAAGACAGAUGGGCAUCAGCAAAGGUGGGGGCUCCUGCGGAAGUGUCCGAUGGCAAGUGGACAUCUCCCAGGCUGGGUCUGAUUUGGACAUUGUUCCCGUCUGUGUUUCCCCAAGGCUGGUUCUCUGACCCUUUUGGAGAUUCUGUGAGUUCCCCCAAUACCUCUUUAAUAAACGUCUUUUCUAUUUCAAUCA
This is a messenger RNA of Choloepus didactylus (southern two-toed sloth), 2804 nucleotides long. RefSeq names its product interleukin 10 receptor subunit beta (gene IL10RB). The record is from RefSeq and is a predicted model, not a curated record. The transcript is spliced from 7 exons. The coding region runs from base 68 to 1165 and encodes 365 amino acids. NCBI's taxonomy places the organism in Eukaryota, Metazoa, Chordata, Mammalia, Pilosa, Megalonychidae. Gene Ontology annotation, biological process: blood coagulation. Gene Ontology annotation, cellular component: membrane. Gene Ontology annotation, molecular function: interleukin-10 receptor activity; protein binding.